CCUGCGCGCUGCGCUGGGAGCCGGGGGGAGCCCCUCCGGGCCUCCUGCCCAGAAGAGUCAGUUUUCUCCUGUGGAGGUGCACAGCUUUAGCCUCGAUUUCCUGGAUCUGGUAACAUGGCAAAAGAUGCCGGUCUGAUUGAAGCCAAUGGAGAACUGAAGGUCUUCAUAGACCAGAGCCUGAGUCCCGGGAAAGGCGUGGUGUCCCUGGUGGCCGUGCACCCGUCCACAGUGAGCACACUCGGGAAGCAGCUCCUGCCGAAGACUUUCGGACAGUCCAACGUCAACAUCGCCCAGCAAGUGGUGAUCGGCACACCUCAGAGACCCGCGGCCUCCAGUGCCAUCGUGGUGGGAAGCCCACACACGCCCAGCACACACUUCGUGUCCCAGAACCAGCCCUCUGAGUCCUCGCCCUGGUCUGCCGGGAAACGCAACAGGAAAGGGGAGAAGCAUGGCAAGGGCCUGCGGCACUUCUCCAUGAAGGUGUGCGAGAAGGUGCAGCGCAAGGGCACCACCUCCUACAACGAGGUGGCCGACGAGCUGGUGGCCGAGUUCAGCGCCGCCGACAACCACAUCCUGCCCAAUGAGUCGGCCUACGACCAGAAGAACAUCCGGCGGCGCGUCUACGAUGCCUUGAACGUGCUGAUGGCCAUGAACAUCAUCUCCAAGGAGAAGAAGGAGAUCAAGUGGAUCGGACUGCCCACCAACUCUGCCCAGGAGUGCCAGAAUCUGGAGGUGGAGAGGCAGCGGCGGCUGGAGAGGAUCAAGCAGAAGCAGUCACAGCUCCAGGAGCUCAUCCUGCAGCAAAUUGCCUUCAAGAACUUGGUGCAGAGAAACCGCCAGGCGGAGCAACAGGCCCGACGGCCGCCCCCGCCCAACUCGGUCAUCCACCUGCCCUUCAUCAUCGUCAACACCAGUAGGAAGACGGUCAUCGACUGCAGCAUCUCCAAUGACAAGUUCGAGUAUCUGUUCAACUUCGACAACACGUUCGAGAUCCAUGACGACAUAGAAGUGCUCAAGCGCAUGGGCCUGGCCUGCGGGCUGGAGUCUGGCAGGUGCUCCGCCGAGGACCUCGAGGUGGCCAGAAGUCUGGUACCCAAGGCUCUGGAACCCUACGUGACAGAAAUGGCUCAGGGAUCCAUCGGAGGUGUGUUCCUCACCACAGCAGGCUCCACCUCCAACGGCACAAGGCUCUCUGCCAGUGACCUGAGCAAUGGUGCGGACGGGAUGCUGGCCACAAGCUCCAACGGGUCUCAGUACAGCGGCUCCCGGGUGGAGACCCCUGUGUCCUACGUCGGGGAGGAUGAGGACGAGGAGGACGAGUUCAACGAGAACGAGGAGGAGGACUGACCCUGCAGGUCCCCACCAGCUUCACGGGACGCUGCGCAGAGGAGAGAAGCUGCUUUAGUGUGGGGUUGUGUUUCUUUUUGGCUACUCCCAAGAAGAUGAUGCUGGUCAACCACGGAAUCGAGGAGCAAGGACUGCCCGGGUCCCCACCCUGCCGCGGACGCCACCACCCCUGCUGACGCGGCGCCUGCACUUACGUCCACGGGAGUCCAGUCCUGCCCGACAGUGCUCGCUGGGCCUGCUGAGCCGUGCUGUGCCCGCCCAGCAGUGCUCACUGGCUGUCUCCGUGGACGUGCCCAGCAGCUCGUUUGCAGUGUCAAGGGCGCCAUCAGGAGACCCAGAAGGUCUCCCGUCUCAGGCAUGCAGCGUGCACAGGACAGGCCUGAGGGCGGAGACCUUGCGACUCGCUUCUCCGUGAGCUCCACCGGCCCCGCGGCCUGCGCGCACACUUCCUCUCUACUGCAGCCACAGAUCCCAAGUCCUUCCUUCUCUGUGUGUUCUUGGGUAAGUUUACAGCUACGCUGGUGCAGCUCGGAAACUGUCCGGAAGGUUCAUUGCUUAUGGUAAAAUUUGCCUGAUUUCUUACAGGCAGCGUUUGGAAACUUUUUAUUCUAUAGUUGUUUACAUACUUAUACGUCUAUCAUUUAAAGACAUGUACUGAAACAAAUGUUGUAUUUGUUUCUGAGCAUCUUCCUGUAAUCUAUUAUAAAGUUGAAAUUAAACAUAGAGAAUGUUUUAACAGUUUUUUAACUCAAAAUUUGUCAAUCAUUUUUAAUAGUUCUUUUUUUAUAAACAGAAAAAGGAAUUUAAGGACAGGCAGUAGUCUCUUUUAAAAUUUAUUCACAGAAAACCGUUAACUGCACAGUUGCUGUUAGCUGCCUGUUCUGAAACAAUAGUCUUUUUAUUGAAACACAAAUAAAAUUUUCUGUAAUAUUUUAUGGAAUAUGAAGAGACUUUAAUUGUUUGACCUGUUUAACUUGGCACUGUUAGUUUUUAUUAAUAAAACGCGCAUGGGCAUUUUAAA
Ictidomys tridecemlineatus (thirteen-lined ground squirrel) is the source of this 2368-nucleotide messenger RNA. NCBI's taxonomy places the organism in Eukaryota, Metazoa, Chordata, Mammalia, Rodentia, Sciuridae. The record is from RefSeq and is a predicted model, not a curated record.